Amaranthus tricolor (Joseph's coat) is the source of this 1756-nucleotide messenger RNA. RefSeq lists its product as uncharacterized. The record is from RefSeq and is a predicted model, not a curated record. The transcript has 8 exons. Lineage: Eukaryota; Viridiplantae; Streptophyta; Magnoliopsida; Caryophyllales; Amaranthaceae. Bases 228 to 1529 code for a protein of 433 amino acids.
CCACAUUUUGUGUUUGACAAGCAGACGAAAAUACCUGGCAAGUAAUGUUCGUCGUCGAUACCGUAGCGAUCGCUGGCAAGUGUGAAUUCACGCUCAUCAAUCUAUCCAUGUAGAUUGUAGAUAUUGAUGUUGAUGUUCAUCUUCUCUAGUCAAUUAUCAUUAUUUUAAUUUAUUUGAUCUCAUUUCCUUACCUCUUAAGUCAACGGUGAUUCAGUAUUUCUGUACAAAUGGAGCAGCAUACCAUACAGCAGCCGUUACUUUCAGGAGGUGUAAAUGGAGCACAGAGUGGAAGAUGGAGUUCGUAUGAAUAUUUAGGAAGUACUCCUAGUGCAUUAAUUCCGAAUGCUUCAAUGGGUGUUGGUGCUGAACUCACCGUGGACGAAAUUCGAAGUGUAGCAUCCAAUUCAGAACACCAUUACCCACCUUCUCUUCAUGCCCCAUUGAUUUCUUCUCCGGAUUCUUAUUCUUACGCUGGUGAGCUAGCUCUUGACCAGCGAACUGGAUACGGGGGAGAUUUGGGUGGGGAUGCCAAUAUGUUCCAAAGACAAGUAUUGGAUGAAAUUGAGAUUCGAGAGUUGCUCAUGGAUCAUGUUGGUCAUCGGUGUUGCUGGGGAAGUCGUCCUGCCCGUACAUGGAAGAUACAAAUGGUGGAGGACUGCAACGUAUACAUAGGAACUUUAGAUACUUUUACGGAAGAGAGGGAAGUCAUUACGGAACGUAUUCCUUAUCAAGGUGUCAACAUCGAUGGAAAAGAUAGUGGCCCUGAACCUGGAAUCUGGGAAUUGGAUCUGAGGUCUCAGUUCCCUGUUCUAUUUACACCCCAAAAAGAAACAAGAAUGAAAGUUCCACAUUCAGAAACCAUUGAGAAGUGCCCCGGUUGUGAUGGACGAGGGGAUACUGUGUGCCCAACAUGCAAUGCAAAUCAAGAACCUGGAUUUUACAAAGAAAAUCAGAUGACUCCAUGCACUUCCUGUUUUGGAAGGGGUUUAAUUGCUCAUAGAGACGGGUCUGACACAAUAUGUACGCAGUGCAAUGGUAAGGGGAAGAUUCCUUGUGCUACUUGCAGCUCUAGUGGAUUGAUAAAAUGCAAUAUAUGUCGAGGCAGCGGAUCUAUUCUUGCUCGUAAUAUUGCAAUUGUCAAAUGGAAGACACUUUCGACACGAAAAGUGAGUGCAACAAGAGGAGCUGCCUCGGUCCCUGAUGAUGUCUUCCACAGAGCUAAAGGGGUGCAACUAUGCAAUAUGCAAGCUUAUCAGUGUACUCCUGCCUUUUUUGCUGAUUCCUACUUUCUAAACACUUUCUCUUCUGAAGUAAUUGCAGAUCGUACUCCUGUUCCACCUACUGCAAGGGUUAUUUGUGAGCGACAUACUAUAUCUGUUGUACCAGUGACACGCAUCACCAUGUCACAUUCUUCUCGCUCCUUCAGUUUCUAUAUUAUUGGUUUCAGUAGAGAGGUUUAUCUGAAGGAUCGUUAUCCUGCCCAGUUUUGCUGGGGUCUAUGCCCAUGCUUGGAGUGGCUUAACUUAUAGUUGAGAUUGAGUGUAAUUAAGUCGAAAAAAUGCUUUAUGUCGUUGAAAGCGUUGUCUUAGGUGUGACUUGCAAAAUCAAUGUCGUCUUUAAUAUUGAUAUGUGCCAUAAGUCAUUUUUUGAGCUAGAGGAUCAUUUGUUGUAUCUGUGAAAUCUUUUCUGAAUUAAUAGCAUCUGAUGUUUUUGUAAUUGAACAAUUUUCAUCAUUUUACAAUCGGUUGAUACUGAA